Messenger RNA from Penicillium macrosclerotiorum, 1119 nucleotides. RefSeq names its product glycoside hydrolase family 18 protein. NCBI's taxonomy places the organism in Eukaryota, Fungi, Ascomycota, Eurotiomycetes, Eurotiales, Aspergillaceae. Gene Ontology annotation, biological process: carbohydrate metabolic process; chitin catabolic process. The record is from RefSeq and is a predicted model, not a curated record. Gene Ontology annotation, cellular component: extracellular region. Gene Ontology annotation, molecular function: chitinase activity; chitin binding. The transcript is spliced from 3 exons. The annotation marks the transcript as partial.
CAGCACGACGUCGUUCCGGAGGGAUCUCUAAUAUCAGAUGUGACACACGUUGCCCUGGCAUUCAUGCGACCAGGCGCCUUCAAUACAGAUGAUAACUCCUCAAACUGGUCUCUGUUUACUACCAUCAAUGAAGUACGACCCAAGUUCUCGGAUGGCACAGCGAUCCUGGUGGCCAUUGGUGGAUGGGGCGAUACGCAGGGGUUUUCUGAUGCGGCGUUGACCGACAAGAGCCGUAAGCGAUUCGCCCAUAAUGUCAAAAGGAUGGUGGAGGACACGGGGUCAGAUGGGGUGGAUAUUGACUGGGAGUACCCUGGCGGAAACGGCGAGGACUAUAAGCAAAUCCCCAACGCAGAAAAGUCCUGGGAACUUGACGCAUACCCGAAGCUCCUCGAAGAGAUCCGUAAGGCCCUCGGCCCCGGGAAGCUGAUCACCGCCGCUGUCCCAGGUCUUCGACGAGACAUGAUCGCAUUUACCAAGGAAAAGAUGGCCGCGAUCACCGCCUCAAUUGACUUUUUCAACGUGAUGACAUAUGACUUGAUGAACCGACGAGACACCGUCACCAAACAUCAUACAGGGAUCCAACUCUCUCUUGCUUCGAUCAACGCGUACCUGGAAAGGGGCGUGCCGGCCGAAAAGCUUAACCUUGGGCUCGCCUACUAUGUCAAAUGGUUUAAGACGUCAGACCGUCAUGCUGAAGUGUGCGCUGAAUUUCCGAUCGGAUGUCCCGCCGCUUUAAUGGAAGAUCCGGCGACGGGCGCUGAUUUGGGCCAGGCCGGGGCGUUCUCAUGGCACGACGAUGUUCCCUUAGAGUUAGCCGCGUCCUUUGGGAUAGCGCAGUCCCAGGGUGAGUAUGACCCCGUCGGAGGUGGAUACUAUUUUUGGGAUGCGGAUGUAAACAUCUUCUGGUCUUGGGACACGCCAGAUGCCAUUCAGAUGAAGGUACCUGCAAUCUUGGAGGAAAAGCAUCUUGGGGGCGUAUUCGCAUGGGGUCUCGGGGAAGAUGCUCCGGAAUUUACACAUCUCAAAGCUACGAUUGCCAGUCUGCAGCCAUACUUGCCAGAUCGACUGGAGAAACGGACAAAUACAGUAGGUGGUAGGCAUUCCAGGGAUGAAUUGUGA